AUGCAGGAGGUGAUGAAGAAACGACCGAUAAUCUCUGCUAGAGAAAGAGGCCCUGGCCCCGGACGCUACGCUCUGCCCCCUACAGUCGGAUACAUCAACCAUGACUUCACCAAGCCCAGCAGCCCGGCGUACUCCUUUCACGGCCGCAUGAGCAGCACCAUGAUCUCUGUGGACUCCAGUCCAGGACCGAGGUACCACAUUGGUGCCAAGGUCACCCGGUUUGGCCGGAUGGAAACUCCCUCCUACUCCAUUUUGGGCAGAGGAAGACGCACAGUGAAUAAUAAAGCUGAGCUGUACCAGACUCCAGGGCCGGGGGCCUACAGCCCCGAGAAGGCUCCACCUCUCAACGCUCACCACAGACCACCGUGCUACACCAUCGGCUCUCGCUCCAGAUACCGCUCCAUGGAUGCCGUACCAGCACCCAACAGCUAUAAUCUCCCUAAUCUACUGGGCUGCCAGGUUCCCAAUAAACCCUCCAGUGCCAGCUACAGCUUCUCAGGCCGGAGGAAGGUCGGAUCUCCCUCCGAAGACCUCUCCAUGAGCCCCGGACCGGCAAAAUACGACACCAUCAACCCGGACAUUUACCACCAGCGCCAGCCCUCCUUCUCCAUGCAGCAACGGACUAAGAGGCUUAAUUAUUCCUCUGCUAUUCCCGGCCCCGGCUCCUACAGCCCAGAGAAGUUUCACGUGCAUCUCCCCAGACCGCCGUCUUUCACGCUGGGCGUCAGACACUCAGAGUUUGUCACCCCACUGGUGGUGAAUGUCAUUGACUGAUUGGUCAGCAGAUUCAAUACGAAUGCCUUGUUUUUAUUCAAUGUUUCACACAAAUGAGGAGCUGCCAC
This is a messenger RNA of Sebastes umbrosus (honeycomb rockfish), 842 nucleotides long. RefSeq names its product outer dense fiber of sperm tails 3-like 2a (gene odf3l2a). Lineage: Eukaryota; Metazoa; Chordata; Actinopteri; Perciformes; Sebastidae. The coding region runs from base 1 to 774 and encodes 257 amino acids. The record is from RefSeq and is a predicted model, not a curated record. Gene Ontology annotation, cellular component: cytoskeleton. The transcript has 5 exons.